AAAAAUUAGGUUACAACAAUGUGACAUUUGUUUGAUCGUUUCAAAUUUUAAUGGGAUUCCACUCAAUAAAAUUAUUUAAAUUUCAGUUUCCAAAAUUCAAGACAAAUUUUAUUAGAAAUUACUGUCAAAAUGUGAAAGAUACACAUCGAACAGCUGGAAUUAUAGUAACUGGAAAUGAGAUCAUUAAAGGGCAAGUCUUAGACACGAACACACAAUUUCUAUGCAAAGGAUUAUAUGAUUGCGGAAUUAAAGUUGCUCGGAUUUCAGUACUACCUGAUGAUGUAGAUUUAAUAUCAAAAGAAGUAAAAUUAUUUUCUGAUUCCUUUACCUAUGUGUUAACAUCAGGUGGAAUCGGUACAACUCAUGAUGAUGUUACUUAUGAAGCUGUGGCAAAGGCUUUUAACGAACCACUCCAUCUUCAUCCUGAGAUUUUGACAUUAGUAAGAAACUUUUACACAACGCCAGAAAGUAUUUCAGCUGGCCAAAAAUUAGCAAUGGUUCCAAUAUCAGCAAAAUUAACAUUUGGUUUUGAUAAAAUAACCGGAAAACGAUCAAAUUUUCCCAAUGUAUCUGUGCAUAACGUGUAUAUAUUUCCAGGCAUACCAUUAUUUUGUCGAUAUUUGUUCACUUUAGUUAGCAGUUUACAGUUUGGUGAAUCAAAAACUAAAUUUUAUUCGAAAUCCGUUUAUCUUAAAAGUACUGAAGUAGAUAUUGUUAAUUCGUUAAACAAAUUAGUUCGUCAAAAUCCAAAUGUUGAUUUUGGAUCAUAUCCUGAAGUUGAACAUCGUUAUUAUAAGGUAAAAAUAUCAAUGGAUUCGCAAAAUAAAGAGGAUUUGGAGAAAGCUUUCCAAGAAGUACAAACAGAAUUGAAGGAUCAUUUCACAUCUUAUGAUGACAAACCACUGGAUGACACGAACAAUAAAAUUAUUCGAGCCAUAGCAGGUUUACAGACGUCAAAUAUAAAGUCAACAUAUGAAAGAAUAAACGAAGUUAAUUUAACGAAUGUAAUCGUAUGGUUAAAUGGUACUAUUGAAACCAUGAUUCAUCUUCAUUUGUGCCAUGGAGCUAUGUCGAAGGAUAUCACCAAAAGAAAACAUAAGCUUGAGGCUAUUUAUAUCGAAAAUAACACUCAAGAAAGAAAUCAGAAGGAAUUUAUUGAUUAUUUAAUACAGAGGUAUGAAUUAAAAGUUCACAAAUUUGAAAAUAUAAAUAAGGAAAAAUUAAAAAAUUUGCUUCAAAAUAAAUGUUUAUUGAUCUCCUUAAACGAAAAACAUAAACAUAAUAAAAUAUUGGAAAAUUGCAAUACGGAGGAUCCAACUGAAAAAUGGUCAAAUGACGAUAAAUACAAAUUUGUGCAAUCUUUAUAUUUGCCUUAUAUUGAUUAG
This is a messenger RNA of Chrysoperla carnea, 1385 nucleotides long. Its product is annotated as FAD synthase-like. The coding region runs from base 51 to 1385 and encodes 444 amino acids. The record is from RefSeq and is a predicted model, not a curated record. NCBI's taxonomy places the organism in Eukaryota, Metazoa, Arthropoda, Insecta, Neuroptera, Chrysopidae. The transcript has 8 exons.